CGCAGACGGCCGCACUGAUCUUUGGCCACGCCCCCCUGGGGCGGAGCCUAUAAUUCGGCACCGUAAUAGCUGCGGCUCAGCGGUUUUCCAGAGAGAAGACAACAAAGAUCUGCCCUUUCCGCUCCUCCUGCUGCCCUCCUCACAUAUCCUGCCUCCGCCAGUUAGAAAGCAGUGCUGAACUCCUGCUUGAUGAUGAUAAAUCUGAAAGGCGCUACAGAAGAGCAGAGGAAAAUGGCUAGAUGACAACAGCUAUGCCCAUAUAACUGAUAAACCCUCAGUUCAUCGACUUCACUUCCUGUCUCCUUCUGCCCCCCCUCCUGUCGCCAAUCUCAGUCAUGUUGUUUAAGAGGAAGCUGUAUGUCAUCUUGGGGAUCGCUGCAGUCUUCCUUCUCAUGCUGGCCAGCCAAAGCAUCCAUAGGAAGCACUUCCAGCCACUGUCAUUGGCUCAGCUCAACAGCCGGGCCGCGCCCACCAGCAAGGAGGCAGCUGUGGAACCCACGGUGGCUCCUCCCGCUUCGACCCCACCUCCUGUCAACACCAUCGAUGCUGACGAGGAGAACAACCCACGGUCAUGUGGUUGCUCCGAGUCCUGUGUUUCGGACCUGGACUGGUCUGACUGGUUCACCAAACGCUACGACCUAAAACAGCAACCCAUCCUCCGUGCCACCAACAACUUUGACCCAGAUGCACUCGCGUGGUGGCUGAGUCUUCAGCAGUCAGGUAAAGAUAAGACUUUAGAGGGCGUGGUGUCGAAAAUGUUCCAGAUCAUUCCCCCGCCCACUCUGGACACCACGCCCCACCCCUCCCGCUGCCGUAGAUGUGCCGUGGUCGGCAACUCUGGCAACCUGCGGAGGUCUGGCCACGGCAAACUGAUAGACUCACACAGCUUUGUGAUCCGAAUGAACAAAGCAGUGACGCAAGGCUUUGAGAAAGACGUGGGGAAUCGGACCACACAUCACAUUCUGUACCCGGAGAGCGCGGUGGAUGUGGCUCCAGGUGUCAGCCUCAUCCUGCUGCCGUUCAAACUGAGAGACCUGGAGUGGCUGACCAGUGCGCUGUCCACCGGCGAAGUCAAAAUGACCUACAUGAGGGUUAAAGACAGAGUGAAGGCCGAUAAAGACAAGGUUCUGGUGGUGAAUCCUGUGUUUUUUAAGUAUGUUCAUGAUAAUUGGACUGAGCAUCACGGUCGUUACCCGUCUACUGGCAUGCUGACCAUCAUCUUUGCUCUGCACACCUGUGACCAGGUGUCGGUGUUUGGUUACGGUGCUGACCAGCAGGGGAACUGGCAUCACUACUGGGAGGAAAACCGCUACGCCGGAGCCUUCAGGAAGACCGGAGUCCACAGUGCCGACUAUGAGACAGAAAUCAUCCACCGGCUCGCCAAGGAAGGCAAGAUUAGCCUCCACCUUUAACAUGACCACUCAGCUGGUGACUGGAGAGCCCAAACAACCAAAUCUGAGCCAGUCUUUGGGUGUUUUCACACAGAAAUAAAAACUCUAUUUUUAACUUUUAAAACCACACUUGCCUUGAGCUGGGUGAAGCCAGGCUUGGUUCAGCAUGCUGUUGAGCUUAAUCAUCUGUGAACACAGGCGUGAAUGUGGAGCAGCUUCACACACCUGCUGAUCCAAGAUCAGAUACAGAUGUCCUGUGGAGACUCCUUUUGGGUCAUGAAGAAGGUUUACCAAGGCUUUGUUAGGGGGGCGCUUGACGGACUGUCCUGCAGUCUGUGAUUAAUGGGAUUGACCACAAGUUUUGCUCUGAGCUGGAAACAACCACAGGUGUUUUAAAAUGUUUUUUAUCCUGUUUCAUAGACAUUAUGUUACUUUUCUUUUUUAUUGAAGCACUUUGAUUUGAUGAGGAGAUGUGGGAGGAGGCCAUACGGUUGUUUCGCCCACCAACUGCAUAAGAUCAGUUUAUUCCAUCCAGUGUGUUUAAUUGUUAAACCCAUCAUGUGCCAGAAGGACUGGAUCUGGGAUCAGAACCGAAGUAUUUGAAAUGCGAGACAAUAAUUUCUUCUUGAUAAGCUGUGGAAGAGGCCCGUGUUGGGUUCGUCCCGUGGUUCACCGUUUACAUGAUUCAUCUGUCUGCAAAUAUUCAUCUCACCUUUACUCCGUUAUGCACGAUGUGUUUAGAAGAAGUCCUGAAUCAAUAACAAAUGAUGCGUGGCUCAGUUCCCACUAAGCCCCACCCUCUUUAGUUCCCGUUGCUAAUUCGGAUAAGCCGCCACCGCUAACUGCACGUUUAAACAGAGAGCAGUCAGUGCUGAAGCAAUUCCUUGGGAAGCUGUUGAAAACCUUUGGAGGCUCCAACAGCUGGUGUCUUUGAGGAGCCAUCAGAACUGUCAGAGGCCACGCCUCGUAGAUGUACCUAAUGCCAGACUAGGAGGCAUGGAACUUCAGAUCACAAAGGAGAAGACUCAUCAAAUGUCACUCAUGUCUGAUGGAGAAAAUCACUGAAGACCAGAUCGUUGAUGCUCAUCAGCUUAAUGUGUUAAAUUCACUGGUAUGCUGUAGCGAGCGUGUCCUAUUUGUUGGUUCCUUUAAAACCUGGUUCCGUUAGAACCUUAGAAUACGCUGCUUUCUCAGGGAAGUUGGGGCCGCAGGUGAGUAUUAUUGUACUAGACCCUGGUUUGGACCACGCACCUUUAAUUAGGACUCACCUUCUAGUUUAAGGUGAAAUGAAAUUUGUCCUACUUGUUCUUCCGUGAUAACACCACUUUUUUUUUAGUUUCUCCCGUUAUUUAUUGGUUUUAAAUACUAGGGCAAAGUUCACAAUGAGGCCAUCUUUGUGAUUAUUAUUUGGGUCCUAUCAGGAUUAAUUUGCGCCUCUGUCAGCAUUUGUGGGCGGUGGUAACUAGAAAAUGAUUCUUAUUAGUUGGCCAGACUAACAUACAUUUAUCAAUUAAUCUAAUUAAUCCACCCUUCCCACUAAACAAAGACUUUUAGUGCAAAAAUAGCCUGUUUGAACCAACGAACCGUCAUGAACUAUAGUCCUUAGGAUGUCCCGCUACCGAGAAGGGGGGGGGGGGGGGGAUUUCUCCCUCAGUUAAGGUUUUCUUUUCUUAAUCUGUCACAACCUGUAAACAAGUCCUGCCGUACAGGAACAAGCUAUUCAAGGUAGCUUACCUCCAAAAGAGGAGAUGAUGGUCAGGGCCCCCCACUCAAACCUAUAAAAAGGACCUUUAAGAAUCAAGAAUGAGGUUUCUUUUUCCAAAAAUUUAUUUAAAAAAUUGCAAAAUACAAAAAAUAAGUAAAUAUAAAACUAACCUAUCCCCUGUGGAGGAUGUUAAUGCUAAAAUCUUCCUGAGAAUAAAUGGUUGACUUGUGUCAACACCAACCUGUCACUCUCUAACUCUAGGUACGACUCUCUCCUUCUCUCCCCAACGACUUGUCUCUCCACUGUCGACUGCCCCAACUGUUCCAGCUCUGCUUCUAGCUGCUCUUUUUAUACUAUUCUAAACAACUGCCAAGCAAUAUCUCAAACAGUCAUGAGACAGCAAAACAGUGUGAUCAUUUGUCAGUUUCUUACCUUAGCUCAACACAAGACAGCCAAACCCAUAUGAUGUCACAUUUGUAAACUGGUCUUCAGCUCCCCCCAAAGUCCAGAACUUUCCAUGGAGGGCUUGUCCUCUUCUGAGAUGCUUUAUCUUCAGUUGGUCUUCUUCUGUCCCAGCUUGGGUGCGUGUUGUUCAGUUGGGCCCCUCCUUCUUGUCUUUUGGCUGAUUUUACUCGCAUGAGCAAGUUCAGUGUGCCACAGUGUGGGUCCAAUCUUAUCUCUGUGGCCCACCUGUUGACUCCGUUUCUUGCCACUGUUUUGGCAUGUGGGAACUUGCAACAAUGCUAGCUGAACAACAGCCUGCUAGGUGGCUAGCUUCAGGAAGCUCAUUGUUUCUUGGUUUUAUGUGAUACAAAACUUUUAUCUUUCCUUGGAACAAUCAGACAUCCGUGUUUAUUAUUAUGUCACAGUUAGGGGUAGACCGAUAUUUGCUGUUUUUAUGCAACAGCAUCAGAUGAUAUUUGUCCUCAGUAAAGCUGAUCUAAAGUCAGGCAUGUCCUCGGGCAGCCCGGUGCUGAUGCAGAAUUUAAUUUAAAUGUAAUUUUACAUUCACUAAUAACAUCUGUAUAAUAAAUACUCUAAAUUAACUUUUUCUAGGUGUCUGACUUUAACACUGAGCAGUGCACAAAGUUAGGAUUUAACAGUUUGUUAAAUUCAGAGUAAAAAACUGAUUCUGAUUCAGAAAUUUUGUGCAUCAACUGAUGUUAUUAGUGAUAUUUUAGCAUGAAAUAAGGUCGACAUUGUCUGCAUAUAAGCCAUGGAGAUGGGCCCAUAAAAGUCAGCAGUACACAUCGGCUGAUCGUGUCUCUUACACAUCUGCAUCGGCAUCAGCAAUAGAAACCAAUAUCAGUCGGCCUCUAUUCUUGGUGACUGUGGUCUGCCACAAGCUUUAGUCAACAGAGACAUUUAUUCAUAUUUUGCUUCAGUUUAGGAAACAGGAUAAACUAAACUUCAUUGAUUAUUCUCUUGGACGGCCACGUCUUGCUUUAGCAUGCACCCUAGGAAGAUCGGUUCACCGUUUUUCUAUUUUAGAGCACAAAUGAAGCCCAGAAAUCCACAACCCUGAUGCUUCUCCAUAGAGAGAGAUGGUGAGGACGUCCGAGUCUGCUGGUUUUUAGGAAAAUGCUGUUUGUACGUUUGUGCCUGGAGGUGAGGGGCUGAGUGGGACAGAGCCACAGGGCAGUUCUGUUUACCGAUAAACAGUCGUGAUAAGCAACAUGAGCAUCAUAAUGAGAAAAAGUUCUGAGCUCAGAGAGUUUUAGACCAAAGCUGGAAGCUCAAGAUGGCUGGACAUGAUGAACCCAGUCCGUAACGACAAACACGAAGGAGACAACCACAAGUUUAAAGAUUUAUUCAGCUACGAGCGUAACGAUCAUGACACAUCGGUGUUCAGCAUGUCGUAACAAAACUAAAGUGCAGUUUCAGUUCAACCAAAAGGAAAAACAUGCAUGCAGAGACACCAGCGAGAGGAGCAGGCCUGGAGGCCAGCUGCUGCACCGUGAAUGUAUUUCUGCUGACUAACACACUUUUAUGUUUGUGUCACAGUUUAAACUUUUGAGUUUUCAGCUUUCUUUGAAGAAAUCUUUAGUGCCUGACUGCUUUCAGCUGUUGGAAUGUGCCUUUUAUGAAUGCAUGUGAACAAGGUGGUUAACUGUGGGACCAUUGGGAAUAAGUUAUUUAGAUUUAAAUGUGUUCAUUUGGAAAUGUUGUGCCUUUUUUUGUUCUUCUAACAGAAAACCUAUCAAGUUGGUUUGAUUAGAUUGUUUUACCAUUAAGAAAGAAGAUAUUAGAACAUCCUGAGCUGAGAGUCUUACUCAGGUUAGUAAAAGAUCACUUAACGUGCAUUUAGUGAAUUUGGACGACCGGUUUACCCUAACCCCUUUCUCACUGCGAUUGCACCUCUAGUCUAACAAACUUGAGUUUUAUUGAGGAAAACAAACUUUUUCAAACUGUUUGACACCUGUGUGUGAACAGGAGGUACCUUUUUCAGAAGAUGUUUGACCUACAGCCUUCUUCACUCACACCGACUGUUCCUUUGUGCCUUAAAAACAAAACCAACAUUUCCCUCUUCAUCCCAAUCCGGUCAACAUUAAAUUCUAAUGAUGCGGAGCAGAAAUCAUAAAUAUCAUUCAAAAAAAUGUCCGUUCUUUGAAUUUAAAAUCACUGUUGUGGACAUGUGUGCCCUCUAGUGGCGGGAUGGUGGUAUUUCAGCAUUUUGUUAGAACAAUGAGGAUAUUUGUUUCACAGAAGAAAAAAAUCAAAGCAAUUCAGAUGGAGUCUAAUAUGUGAGUAAAAAGCUCCACUUUUCUUGGUUUCAACAUCCAACAAAUCUGUUUGCAGAAUCAGGUUUAGAUGAUUGAAUUUACUGCUUCCCACGACUGUCUCAUCCCUGUUCAGUUGAUGUCCCUGAUAAAUAUUAGAUGGCGAUUAAUAAUAUUCCAAAAUACUGCUAGACCUGCCAGAAAAAAACUAAUAAAUGAUCAUAAUGCUGGAUUACCUGCUGGAGGCUGCCGCUGUGUCAUCACCUCGCUUCACCUGAGCAGGAACAAGUUUAAUAUGGUUUUUUUUUUGUUGCUUUAACCCUUUGCUUUUCACAUUUUCGCUGAAACGUGGUUUCUUCAGAUUUUACAUCAAAUUUCAUGCAGUAGAUUGUAUGAGAAUCAGGGAUGCAUGAGAGUGCAGGUGGAAAUAAUCAGCAGAUGUGCAGAAAUCCCUUAGUGAACAUCUGUAUGAAGCAACAGCUGCUGCCCAGACAACGUGUUCAGCUUUAAUUCAGCUCUUAGCCCUUUUACACACCAACUCACAAAAUGUUGAUGCCAAACAGAGAAGAGCACUGUGACCUUUUACCAGAACAAAAACAUGUAUUUAACACUUACUUUGAAUAAAAUAAAAACCACAUUGAAACAAAA
Messenger RNA from Nothobranchius furzeri (turquoise killifish), 6464 nucleotides. RefSeq names its product ST3 beta-galactoside alpha-2,3-sialyltransferase 8 (gene st3gal8). NCBI's taxonomy places the organism in Eukaryota, Metazoa, Chordata, Actinopteri, Cyprinodontiformes, Nothobranchiidae. Gene Ontology annotation, biological process: sialylation. The record is from RefSeq and is a predicted model, not a curated record. Gene Ontology annotation, molecular function: beta-galactoside (CMP) alpha-2,3-sialyltransferase activity. Gene Ontology annotation, cellular component: membrane.